AUGGCUAAUUCCACUACCAAUACUCAAACUGCCCCAUCACCUCCUGAAUCCCUGUGGGAAUACGAUGUUUUCCUCAGUUUCAGAGGGGGUGACACCCGCAAUAAUUUUACCGACCAUCUCUAUACCGCUUUGAGAGAUAAAGAGAUUGUAACCUUUAGGGACACGGAAGGACUUGAUGCAGGAAAACCCAUUUUGGAACUCUUAAAUGCAAUCGAGAAAUCGAGAAUGGCAGUUGUUAUUUUGUCAGAAAAUUAUGCAUCUUCCACUUGGUGCUUAGAAGAACUUGCAAAGAUCAUUGAAUGCAUGGACGCAGGAAGGAUGAGAGUUUUUCCCAUUUUCUACCACGUGGAUCCUAUUCAUGACGUGCGGCUUCUGAAGGGGACUUUUGAAGCUGCCUUUGCUAAACAUGACAAACGUUCCAAGGAGAAGAAAGAGAAGGAAGAUGCUUUUGCUAAUCAUGACGAACGUUCCAAGGAGAAGAAAGAGAAGGAAGAUGCUUUUGCUAAUCAUGACGAACGUUCCAAGGAGAAGAUAGAGAAGGUGCAAAGGUGGAGAAGUGCUUUGAGAAGAGUGGCCGACCUCAGCGGAGACCAUUUAAAUGAUGAGCCAGAGGCACAGUUCAUCAGCAACUUUGUUGAAAAGGUAUCUAGUGAUAAGUUGAAUGGAACAAUCGAAAGUGUUUAUAAGGACAAAUAUGUUGGAAUAAAGUCUCGUGUUGAGGAAAUUGUAAAUUUGUAUAUUGAUAUGGAGUCGAAGGAUGAUGUUCGGUUUAUAGGGAUAUGUGGGAUGAGUGGAAUCGGCAAGACAACUCUUGCAGAAGCUGUUUUUGAAAUGAUCCAUCAUCAAUUUGAAGCUCGCAGUUUUCUCAGAGAUGUUAAAGGGCGUGAUUUAAAUGAUUCACAAGAUCAACUCCUUCGGGAUAUGAAGUUGAAAAGUGAAAUACCAAGAUGGGAUGAGCGUAAGGCAAUCAACACGACUAGUCUUAGACUACGUAAGAAAAGGGUUAUUAUUGUUGUUGACGAUGCAGAUGAAAAAGGGUUGGAAAGAUUAGCAGGGCACCGUGAUUGGUUUGGCCCAGGGAGUAGAAUCAUCAUAACUAGUGAAGAUAAGGGUCUGUUGGAGAAGAGAUGUGGAGAGAAAAAUGUAUACCAGGCUAAAAAACUGAGUGCAUAUGAUGCUUUGCAGCUCUUUAUUCGACAAGCCUUCGAGGAACCCCCUUGUGGAAGAGAUUUAUUGGAUAUAUGCAAUGGUUUUGUAAGAUAUGUUGACGGCCACCCUCUAGCUCUUAAAAUUUUGGGUUCCUCCAUGUAUGGUAUAACAAAUAUAGAUCAAUGGGAAGCUGAACUGGAAAGAGUAAGAAAAAGUCCUGAACUUCCUAAAGACGAGAGAAAUAUUCAAAAAGUACUUAGAAUGAGUUACAAUAGAUUGAGUACUCCAAAGAAAAAACUAUUUUUAGACGUUGCGUGUUUCUUGAAUGGGGAAGACAAAGAUCGAAUAUCAGAUAUACUAGAAGAUCCUGGUAAGUGCAUCCCAGAGAUUGAUAUAAAGGCUCUUAUUCAGAAAUCUCUCAUUACUGUUUUAGGAGGAAAAUUGUGGAUACAUAAUUUACUACAACAAAUGGGUUGGGAGAUUGUCAAUGAGGAAUGCAUGGAAAGACCCGAAAAGCGCAGUAGAUUGUGGCUUGAAGAGGAUGUCCUUGAAGUAUUAAACAAUGGUAAAGGAACAGAUUCAGUUGAAGGCAUACUGCUAAAUGCACCAGCACAUAAGCAAGUACGCUUGAAUGCGGACGCCUUCUCAAAGAUGAAGAACCUAAGAUUACUUAGAAUUUGUACUGCGCACCUUCCUCAAGGCCUCAAUUAUCUUUCUAAUGAGUUACAUUUGCUGGAAUGGCAUGAGUAUCCUUUGAAGUCAAUGCCAAGGAGUUUUCAACCAAACAAACUUGUUGAACUCAUUAUGCCUGGCAGCCUCAUUGAGCAACUGCCCGAGGAAUUUAGUAACUUAGGCAAGCUAAAAGUCAUCAACCUUCGUGACUCGCAAAACUUAAUCAAGACUCCUGACUUCACUAGACUUUUAGAUCUUGAGAGGGCGAUUUUUCAAGGUUGCAUAAGAUUGGAAGAGGUUCACCCGUCUAUUGGAGUUCAUAAACGGAUUACUCGAUUAAAUCUGAAAGAUUGCAAAUGUCUUGAUAGACUUCCACCCGAAAUCAACUUGGAAUCUCUUAAUACUUUGGUCUUAUCUGGUUGUUCACGCCUCAAAAAGUUUCCAAAGAUUGGACAAAAUAUGACAAGUUUGUGGGAGCUUUAUUUGGACAGGACUGCCAUAGGGGAACUGCCAUUGUCAAUUGUGCAUCUAACUGGCCUGUCUUUAUUGAAUCUUCAAGACUGCAACAACUUUUCGAGUUUUCCGAGUGUCAUUUGUAGUUUGACAUCUCUUCAAACUCUCAUUCUAUCCGCAUUCAAGGUUCAACCAAAGCCCAACUCGUUGUUGAUCAAGUCUCUGUCAGGUUUAGGCUCAUUAGUAUCUCUGGAUCUAAGUGACUGCAAUAUGGGGGACGGAGCUCUCCCUGAUGAUAUUAGUUGCUUAUCUUCACUGCAGUCUCUAAAUUUGAGCAAAAACCAUUUUACAUGCUUGCCUGAAAGCAUUUCUCAGCUUCCUAAGCUUAAAGUUCUUUACUUGGACAAUUGUAGCAGGCUUGAAUCGUUAGCAAAUAUUCCAUUAAGUACACAAUCUGUAAUGGCACGACAUUGCACUUCACUGAUAAAUUAUUCAAAUCAAAUCAUAGUGUGGACUUCAGGUGAACCAGGAUUGACGUUUAUUAACUGCCUCAACUCGGCUGAUGAUAUUGAUGAAGAAAGCAAAGGUCGUGAGCUUUCUCUGCGAGAUAUACACUUCAAGCCAUUGUUGCAGAGAUACAUGGAGGGUCAAAUUCGUCAAGUGGAUGGAAUGUAUAGCGUUUCACCUCAAACUGAAAUUCCAAAAUGGUUCACCCACCAGAAUAAGUCAGGGUCAUCUGUACCAAUCCGGCUACCUGAUCGUCAAGAUGAAAAUUAUAGCAGUUGGAGAGGAAUAGCGUUGUUUAUUGUUUUUAAAGUGAAGAAUAUUGUUCCUCGUGGUCACGACUCAAAAAGUUUUCAUGAGUUCAUAUAUCACUUGGACAACGAUGGAGGUCUUCAAGAUUAUCCCCUGAUCAUUAUUAAUGUCCCUAAAGACAAACUAUAUGCCCUUUCAUAUGGACUUCGGCUAUAUGUAUCAAAUGCAAGGUUUAGGGACCAUUUAGAUGAACGCGGCUGCAUUAGCCCUUCAAUUACAAUCAGCAGCUCAGAUGUGGAGAUUCAAAAGUGUGGUGCGCGUUUAGUAUACGAGGAAGAUAUGGUAGAGUUUGUACAAAAUUUAACCCAAGAAACUUCGGGGAGCCCUGAACACCUCCGUCCACGUCAGGAAUCCAUAGAAUAUCCAAUGAACCCUUCCCCAAGCAAUGUCGAUGAAGCGGAACCCAGUCUGUCCAGCGGCCAAACUGACUUAAACUCCAGGAAAAAAAGACAACCCAGUGGCCAAAGUUACUCGAGCCCCAGGCUUAACAGACAACUCAAGUCAUUGCUUUCGCUAUUGUUUCAGGGAGACCCUGCACGAUACCACUGCUAUGAAUAUAUUUUUCCUCAGGUUAAGAUGGCGGCUCCCCCCCGCUGGUUCAAUUAUCAAAAUGUAUCUAGUGCCAUCAAAAUGGAGCUGCCUUCAAAUUUGAAUGAUAAUACGAGAUGGCUGGGAUUCACUGUGGUGAUCUUGUCGGAAAUGGCAUGGGCUUUGCGCUCUCUAGAGAUCUUUUUGUUGGGUCACAUCGACUUUUGA
Corylus avellana is the source of this 3846-nucleotide messenger RNA. The record is from RefSeq and is a predicted model, not a curated record. Lineage: Eukaryota; Viridiplantae; Streptophyta; Magnoliopsida; Fagales; Betulaceae.